UUCCGGUUGUAAGUACGCAUGCGUGUUUCUGGCGGAUCUGAUAUAAAUUAUUUGUUAUGAUGAAGUGACAUGGCUGUUUUAUAGUAUUUUGGCGUUUUAUUUUGACGGCAAACACAACUUUUUUCUGCUUCAAAUUUUGCCAGCAGAUAGUUUGGGAAAUAAACUUUUUGGAUACGUUUUUGUUUUGUCUGUAAGCUGUAAAAUGGUGCAGGAAUAUCAAUCGCCAGUUAGGGUUUAUAAGUACCCGUUUGAACUUGUAAUGGCGGUAAGUUAUUCUAGAAUCUAUUCGACAUUUUGCGUUUUAAAAUACUAUAUCUUGUAUCUAUUAUUGUGAAAUUGAUUGUAUUUAUUCUCUGAUAUGUACUAUAAUCCCGUAUUGUGUACAAUCUGCCAAAAUGUGAAAAAAGCGUGACAUUUUGAAGCAUCCUUGAGCACUUGUUUAUUUGGUGCAUAAAUGAUAGUCUCGUCACGUUGGAAACUUGAAUUAAAGUUUAUUUUUAUUCCUUUGCUCUUAGGCUUACCAGAAACGGUUCCCAACAUGUAAGAUGAUACCAAUUUUCCUGGGAAGUGAAAUAAUGUCGGAAUACAAAAGCGAAGACGGUGCAGAACAUGUGAUAGAAAGACGAUGCAAAAUUAACGUCGAGGCACCGUAUCUUUUGAAAAAGGUAUUGAUUGUAUAAUAUUGCGGCUCAUUGCCCUUGUCUAGACCUUUUAUACCCUGUUGACUUAAUGUUGACUGUGUAUAACAAUAAAUGAUAAACUUCCUUAAUUCCAUAGCUAUUUCAACAAACCUAUAGACUUUGUUUUCACAAGAAUCGUAC
Messenger RNA from Paramuricea clavata, 821 nucleotides. The record is from the annotation of a GenBank genome assembly. Lineage: Eukaryota; Metazoa; Cnidaria; Anthozoa; Malacalcyonacea; Plexauridae.